AGCGUGGCGUAUUACAGUCAUUGGCCUCUUCAAACUUGGAGGUUCGCCAGAUAAUCCCAGCUGGUACAGCAGCCACGUUGGCACAUGGAUAUCCUUCUAAGGGAAAGGAAUUCGUCGAUUAUCAUCUCCUCAUAUGUAUGAAAGAACAAUGUGGCGUUCAAUUCUAUGAUGAUGGAUACGAUGGCAUCUUCGCCAUCGCUGACGAUCUUCAUGGAGAGGUCAUUCUCGAAGAACUGCUAAAGGGAGCAGGCAUAUUUGCGAGCGACAUCCUUCAUGGUCAUUAUAAUUGAUGAACCUCCUCCAUUACUUCGGCAGGAGAUCGAAGUUAGCUUCUCGGGGAAGAUAUUGCCUUUUGACCCGUACGCAAUCGUGUGUGGAGCGGCUCUGAAAGUUAAAUGGCUUAGUGAGCCUGAGGUGACAUGCGCCAUGAGCAUUAUUCCGUUCGGACUGGGCGUGCAGCUUUCCGAUGGGGUCUUUGGGUCAGUUAUCAUGAGGAACUCAAUAUUGCCGGAGCAAGCGUCGAGGAGGUUCAAAUUUAUGGAAAGACAGAUUCGAUUCUUUACCGGAAGUGGGGUGCUCUGGGAGCAAGAAUACACUAACAGUUCUGCAUCUCAAUUACUUGGUACGAUGUAUCUACCUGUGGUUGAGGGAAACGCAGCGCCAUUUGAUAUAAUCAUAUCGAUUGCCAUCAACGAGGAUGGGCUGAUGAAUUUCACUGCUGUCGAGGGUGACAUUUCUAGUCAAACGUCUAUGAUUAUACCCUUCCCGCAUGAACCUCUCACGGAGGAAGAUAUUGCUGCAAUGGUCCGGGAAGCCGAGGACUUUGUGUCUUCUGAGCAAAGUGCGGAUAUGGAAUGAGGACCAAGGGUUAAAACAUUACAUCAAUCACCUGGAGGAAGGAAUGCAAUUCGACAACUUGCCGGUGAUAAAGGACGACAGACCGCUGUCAUCCAUCAACGGCGGCCCAUUCACUCCCAUUCAACUGAAACAGCCGCACACCUAUUCGACCCUAGCACCAGUAGUGUCCCUCU
Desarmillaria tabescens is the source of this 1031-nucleotide messenger RNA. RefSeq lists its product as uncharacterized. Lineage: Eukaryota; Fungi; Basidiomycota; Agaricomycetes; Agaricales; Physalacriaceae. The transcript has 4 exons. The coding region runs from base 274 to 858 and encodes 194 amino acids. Gene Ontology annotation, molecular function: ATP-dependent protein folding chaperone; ATP binding. The record is from RefSeq and is a predicted model, not a curated record.